AUGUUUUUGCGCCUUGGUGCUGCAUCAGUCAGAGGCGUCUGUUUCCAUCGUGCGGAACGCUCCACACCGACAAUUCUUGAAGAUCAAGAGGCGGAAGACUUUGAGGAGGCCGAGUACCGCCAGCUUUCGCGUGAGGGCUAUAGAUUUCAGCAUUUACCGCAUCACGAGAUGUCCACGACCCAGGAUCUAGACCAGCUAUUGGACGAACUUCGACGCACAAGCCUCGACUACUCCACUGGACGUCUCCCUUCGUCCAUCAACGGUCACGCCUCCCGGGCACAUGGAGGCGGUGGCGUUUCCGGACCUGGACGGUACACCGCCAGGUCCUACUCUCUGACCGGCGCCAAUCAGCGACAAAGCAGUGUGGGGGGGACUGCGGGGACCAAGUGGACCUCCUAUCAACGAUCCCAGGCGUUCUCCAGCGAGAGAUCUCAGAUCUCAGGUCCCACAACGCCGACUUUUGUGCGCAAUGCCACCCCCGCUCCCCAGACACCAGGCCAGCAGCGCUACCAGACGACCUUCCGCACCACCCUACAACACCGACCGCCGCUUUCGCCUAAGCGAUUCAACCAGAUCAAUGUAACCAUCGAUCCGGAAUUCGGGACUACCUCGUCUUCGAUGGUGGCGGACAAUCGUGGCUUCCUGUCGCCACCAACAAUGUCACGACCCCCGCAACCACCCUCGUCCCCAUUGGCUGCUUCCGCGGUGCCGGUUGCCAUGGAGAAGGGAUCGGAGACGAUCAGCUACCGCGAACUUCAACUCCUUGAGGAACUUUCUAGCGCGCGUCAGGAGUUAGCGAUGCUGAAGAGGGCCAGCAGUGUCAUCGACGAGCCCUUGCACAAGCCCCCGACCCCCUCAACUCUCCCCACUCAGCGCAGGGCUUACCAACACCGCGAGAAUAUGGAGGUCUUCACCAACAGACAGUACCAAUCACAUCACGAUACUCAACAGGGAUCGAGCGUUUAUCGACCACAUGGACGAUAUGAAGGCCUAAUGUGUGUGUGUGUGCGUGAGUGCGUGUGCUUUCCUUGUUUACCAAUGAUUGUGUGCCGUUGCACCAACCUGCAAGCUUUCUCAUUGGCCGACCGCGAACUCUGCUCCCAUUGGUCCGCUGGUGCGCACGAGAGCACCGCUUCGUCUAGUCUCGUCUCUUCUACUGUGUUUGCGACACAACUUUUAAACGGUGUGACUCUCCACCUCCUGCUCUCGCCUGAGAAUGCCUUCUGGUGCCAAUUAAGUCAUUUGCUUGCCAACCAGUCACCACACAUCGAUGUGAUGUUCGCGACGGUUCAGCCCUGUUCCAAACUCCCGCCACAAUUCCCCCCCACCGCGGUCCGACACCGACCGUCUGCGGUGCCGUUGAAGGGUCCGCUACGAGCGCGACACUCGCGCGACUGCCACAAGAACGGGAUCUGUGAGUACUGUUGGAACCUCGAAACCCACACCACUUCUGUCGUGGACGAGACGUCCGCGUGCCUCUCAGACAACCCCUUCACUGACGACGACGACGACGCCUACAGCGAGUCUUCACCUAGCAGUUGUCUAGACGAUGAACUCUUCAACGGUUUUGAUCAGAUGGAUGACGCUGUUCCCAAGCUGCUUGACGAGGAAUUAAAGCCUUCGAAGCCAAAGGCCCUUUACGUCACUUGUAAACCCCCAGCAGCGUUGGCUAAUGGUGAAAUGGUUACUAGGAGACGGGUGAUUAGGCGGCGUAUCAGUAGACCCUCUCUUCCCCCACUUGCUAAUCGAUCCUUCCACAAUAGCCGCGAGAGUGCUUCGAUUAAGUCACGCUCAGAUUUGACAGGAGAUUUUGCUUCAUCGACAGUAUUUCGUUCCACCGAUCGUCUUUUUUCUCCACCGCUAGAUUCUGGAUUCGUUCUUGGAACGCCGAAACGCGCAAUGAGCUCGGCGAACAUCACGAGUAGCCAAUCGUGGAACUACCGAAACGGUGUCAUGUCUGGCACACAAAGCCCUACUCCCGGCUACUCAUCGAUGCGUUCAACCGCCGGCUACCUGACGCCAAAGUCGCAAGGCUAUUCAGCACGACGGGAGCGUCUUCGUCAGGAGGCAGAACACGCCGAGGCCCUUCGACAGAGCACUCAACGCAUGAACUACGUCGCCGCCUCCUCUAGCGACCUCCGUGCUUCGUCGUCGUUGCGCCAGCAACGUCGACAACAGCACUACCACUCUAUGUCCACCAUCCAGCCCGAGCGUACUGGAUUCGAGGAGGUCGAGACUGUGACCUUACAGCCGAUUGGUCGAGGCGUUCAGGACCUUGAUUCCAACAUGGGAUCCACUGCUACGUUGAAUAGACCUCGUCGACCUGUGGCGUCUUCGAUGCUAGAAGGUCUGAAUCGGAUGGACAACUACACGGUCACCAGGCAACCAAGGACAAACAUGGCACCGUUUGGAAGGCAGGCGUCUGCGGUAGAUGUUAAUCAGUCUAUCAACGCGCGUCCACAACACGCCGCCUCAAAUUCGUUCUUGUCGUCGUUGAGGCGUCAGUCGGCAGGUGGGAUGAGCGACACCGCGGGCUACCACCACCACCACCAGCAGCAGCAACAGCAGCUCUUUACCAGUACCACGACCACGAACACCUCCACCAACAAGACCGCGACCGUGGUGCACAACGACGGACCAAAAUUCGUCUCCCAACCGCAACUCAGCCAGACGGUGGUUCCGAGUCUGGAGAGGUCACAGCAGGAUAGCGAGGCCAGCACGCUCGUGGGCGGGACUGUCGAUCUGGCGCAGGUGGAGGCCACUUCGCCCAUUUGGUAUCGAUUGAAGCUGUCGCGGCAGGAAGCAAUUUCCAUUCUCAAAAAUCAACCUCCCGGGAGUUUCCUCGUCCGCGACAGCACCACUUUCAAGGACGCCUACGGAUUGGCCGUGAAGAGUACGAAGCCACCGAACAAAGCCAAUCAGAAAUCCGACGACAUCAACAACGACCUGGUGCGUCACUACCUCAUUGAGACGGUGACGACACCGACGCGCGGUGUGCGCAUCAAAGGCUUCAGCGCGGAACGCGUCUUUCCCAACCUCCUCGCACUCAUCCACUACCACACCCAGUUCCCUGUCGCCCUGCCCUGUUGCCUGGUGUUACCUCCGGUGCCUCCAAGUCAGACUUCCGGAGCUGUUCUCGCCUCCAAUGCCUCUUCCAUCGUCGGAAACGGUGGUGGUGGCGGAGGAGGUGGUGGUGGUGGUGACUCGGAUUCAGUGACGCUUGUCCAAAACAACGGGUCACGGAGCAAAGACCAAACCCCAGUGAGCUUCCACUCAAUGAAUGAAACAGGGAACGGCACCGACACUCACCCUGCCCGCAACAUUACCUCCCCGAUCUCUCCCACCGCCGGCAUGUUCCCCAGCGGUCUUGCUAGUCCCCCACCCAAUAUCUCCUGUAGAUGUUUGUACCUCGGUGCGGUUGAAGUGGACGCCACGUUGAAGGAGGCGGGUCUGAUGCAGGCUGUGGACGCUCUCAUUCCCGGCGCGGUGCUCCAAGCUGAGGUCUGCGACCAAGGCGGCGUCGACUGUCCUGUGCAGUACACGGAAUGUCAGUUGCAGGCGGCGCACAACGAGGGCAUCCUUCUCACCGACCUCUCCCGGAAACUCUUCUUCCAACGCCACUUCUCCGCCAGCAGCUUCGUCUACGCCGGCGUCGAUCCAAGGGACAAAGUGUUCAUUCACCCCAAUCAUUCAGCCCUUGGACUGGACAAGCCAAAGCUCUUUGGUUUCAUCAUAAAGAAGAUGAGCGGUGAGUACGUGGGUCACGUGUUCUCGGAGUUCGACGCCAACAUUCCGGCUGCCAACGUCACCGCACAAAUCAACUCCCUCCUUCUUAGCAAGUAA
This is a messenger RNA of Mesocestoides corti, 3843 nucleotides long. NCBI's taxonomy places the organism in Eukaryota, Metazoa, Platyhelminthes, Cestoda, Cyclophyllidea, Mesocestoididae. The record is from the annotation of a GenBank genome assembly.